Messenger RNA from Pseudophryne corroboree (corroboree frog), 1999 nucleotides. RefSeq names its product FA complementation group F (gene FANCF). Lineage: Eukaryota; Metazoa; Chordata; Amphibia; Anura; Myobatrachidae. Gene Ontology annotation, cellular component: Fanconi anaemia nuclear complex. The transcript is spliced from 4 exons. The record is from RefSeq and is a predicted model, not a curated record. Bases 672 to 1775 code for a protein of 367 amino acids. Gene Ontology annotation, biological process: interstrand cross-link repair.
UGUGUGUGUGUGUGUGUGUGUGUGUGUAUGUGUGUGUAUAUAUAUAUAUAUAUAUCACACACAGCACUCGCCACCCCAGAAGCGGGGCACUCACCACUCAUAGGGUGGGGUGCACAUAACCUCGGCACUCGCCACCCCAGAAGCGGGGUACAUGACUGCACUUACCACUCAUAGGGUGGGGUGCAUGUAGCCCAUGACCACAUCGCUCAAAUACAUACAAACAGAAAACCCAGCACUUACCAUAGCAAGCUCACUUAUCCUCAACACAUCAAUAAAUAAAUAUAUCAUAAAUAUAUCAUGUAAUAUGAAAUAACGCUGCUUUAUUAGCUCAACAUUUCUGGUGUGUCACCCGUUGCCUGGAGUAAACAGAGUGAUACACAAACAUACAUAUUUAUACUCGCAUGCAGAACAAGGCAUAUGGUUGAUAUAAGGAACCCUGGGGCGAUAUGAUAGGUCAACCCGGGGAAUCCUCCAGCCUUUUAUGGAUCUUUGGCACUGUAUAGAAGAUUGGAGUACCUGGCAUUGUACCCACUUUUGCACUUUGUGAUGUUUGUGUCACCAUGGUUACGGCAUGAUGUUCCCUGGUUGGCUCCGGAUGAUUCACGUCGUUUGAUGACGUCACGGACCGGACGGAGCUGUGUUCCCGUGGCACAAUCCCCCAGAGGCGGCUGAUGUGGAGCGAAUCCAGCCGGACACAAUCAGAAAUACUUGGAUCCAGACAGGUAAAGCAUCACCGCACCAUGGCUGGGAAGUUGAAGACCAUGUUGGAACAUUUAGACCACUUUAUUGAGGUCCUUGUCUUGACCCGAAGUGUUCAUGUCAAAGACUGGGAUGUCCUUAAUGUACAGAGAGCCCUUGAGUGGGGAAGUUAUUUUCAACAUGUCCACCAUAAGUUCAAGUACAAUGUUUCCCUCAGAAAUGUUAUUGAUGAUCAUCUUAUGGUAAAAAAUGAGGAACUUCGUGUUAUCAUGAAGAAUUACCAACCCAUAACAUUUAAUGACCUUGGAAAAGGCAAGGUGAUUCUUUGUAUGUCUCUUCUCCAGAACAAUGCUGUUUCCAUUCAUGUAUUCAAGUAUCUAGUUGAGCUGCUCCGAGAUUCUAAUUCCAAGGACAUCGAGUCUUUGGGUCUACACCACAUCAUAUCACAGAAAGUUGCUUCAGAUCUCUUCCUCUCUCUUCCCCUUUUAGUUUUCAAUGAACCAUUUGGUAACCCUGUAGUAACAACCCAAGCUGAAAUACUGAAGAGCAGCCUGGAAGGCAGAUUGAAGGUAUUGGAAGAUAACCAGAAGUUGUCAGUUCUCUCAGAUGUUCUUGUUGGGAUUUCCCGUCCACUUGUCUACCACCUCAUAGCAGCUAUGUUGGUGUCUGAUAAUGCAUUGAGCUCUCAGCAGCAGGACAUGUUGUCUAAGCUGCUUCUGGACUGGCUUCUGUCAAAUGAUGUUACGUGGACUGGCUUCUGCCUAAAUGUAAGUUGCGGGGUCCUGGCAAGUUUAAGUUUUAGGUGCUCCAAGUUCAGGAGUGCCUAUUUGGAUAAAUUAUGUCAGCUGGGUGGUGGUAUGGAGCAAGACAUCUCUUCUGGAAGAUGGGUUAGUAAUGCUCCAGCACUGUCUUUUGAUGGUCUAAUACAACAUUUUAGGAGCCUUUUGAAAGUAUCUGAGGAUCUCAAAGACUCUACAUUAACCAGACUUCAGACACUGAAAAGUCAGGAUGGGGAUUAUGACGUGCCUGGAAUCAGUAUAUGGACUGAUUUAUUAAUUGAAAUACAUAAGUCCUAACAUUUUGUAGAGGUAAUUUUUCUUUAGAGCCCAUUUGUUACUUUGGAGAGACAAAUCUAUUUACCUGCCAAACUCUCUCAAUUGCAUAACACUUUAAAAUUGAUGGAACAAUUCUGUUAUAUAAUAAGCAUAACUUUAAUAUUAUUUAUUUUAAAUUUGUAACUGCCAAUGUAAUGGAUGUAUAUAAUUUUUAUAUAUGGAUAUAAUAAACACAGUUUACCACA